AUGUUUACCGAAGCAGAGGAAAAGUUUAAAGAAGUUGGUCAGGCUUACAAAGUUUUAAGUGAUCCCGAAAAACGCCGGAACUAUGAUCAAUAUGGCAGCGAAAGUUCUUUUGGACAAAGUGCUUCAGCGGGAGGAUUUGGUCAAGGGGAGUCUAUUUUUAAAGAUAUUUUUGAUACUUUUUUUGGUAGAGGAACAGAAUAUUCUGGGCAAGAAAAUUAUUUUGAAAACCGAACUAAAACUCAAGCGGGUAGUGAUGUUUUAAUUAAUUUAAGUUUAACUUUUAAGGAAUCAGUAUUAGGAGUAAGGAAAAAAGUCUCUAUUGAUUUAGAAAAAGCAUGUAAUGUUUGUCGACAAACCGGGGCUGCAACCCCAUCGGAUAUUAUUAAUUGUUCCACUUGUCGAGGACGGGGGGUAGUCAAUACUAUUCAACGAACUAUUUUAGGAGCUAUUCGUAAUCAAGUUACCUGUUCACAAUGUCAAGGUAGUGGUCAAAAAAUCAGAAAAAAAUGCGGAUAUUGCGGAGGUAAAAAAUUCACAAAGCAAAAAGAAAUUGUUGAACUUAGCAUUCCGCGCGGAAUUCAACCAGAUAAAAGGCUCCGCUACCAAGGAGUGGGGAAUGAUGGUUGGCAUGGAGGAGUAAAGGGUGACAUUUAUGUUAAUAUAAAGGUCAAAGAUAAUCCUUAUUUUCAGCACAAAGGCAAUGAUAUACAUGUUAACUUGCCUAUCUCUUUUUUAGAUGCAAUUUUAGGAGGGAAUUUGAAAGUAAUCACUCUUGAAGGGAUAGAAAAAAUAGAAAUUAUACCAGGAACUCAAAAUGGAGAUCGGCUGAUUUUGUGCGUAAAAUUACCAAAGAAAAUUACUGGUUCAACUAGCGAAAUGCUUCACAGAUUACAAAAAGAAACUAAAGGAUUAUUCAACCAAGUCACAAGAAUUAUUGAGGAGAUUGAAGUUAUGAAUAAUAAAUUAAAUAGUGUUGAUUUUGCGGAGGAAGAAGAAAUUCUUCAAGAGGAAAGAGAUGCCGUGAUCCAAAAAUACAGUGGUUUAGUGGAAGAUUUGCGAAAAGAAAAGGAAAUUAUUACUCGGCAAAUAGAAAAUGAAGACGAUACCGUUGCAGUGGCUCCUCCUUUGCAACAAAAAAGUCCAAAAAAGGGUUAUUGUUAUUUCUGUGACACCAAAAUUACUUCUAGUAUUCCUUACCAAUUUUCCAAAGAAGAACAGGAAGUUUUGGAGGUUAAAAUUGUAGAAGGAGCAGGAUUUUGUUCACAGGAAUGUUUGUUAAGUCAUUGUAAAGAGUAUAAAAAAUGGCAAACGAUAGGGAAUUUGAGAAAUAGAAUUAAUAACUUAAUAAAAAAGGAAAAAGAGUUAGAGUUAGAUAUUGAUGCUUUGCCAGCUGAGAAAAAGGCAGGGUUUUUCCGCAGAAUAGCACAAAAUUUAGGUUUGGCGAAGAAAGAAAGUAGCCCUAGUGAUAAAUUAGCAGAGAUUAAGAGAAAAAGGCAAAAAUUAGAAGCAGAAAUAAAGGAAAAAGAAAAAUUUUUACAGCAGUCUUUAUUGGUUUUAAAGAUUAGUGAGCAGCAUCAAAAGUCUAAAGAGAUAAAAAAAUAUUGUCGUGGUCAGAACAUUUUUCUUAUUUCUACUCCACUCGGAUUAUUAACUCAUCGCGAAGCUUUACAAAAGUUCACCGGUGUACCACCAAAUGUGAAGGUGCUUUUGCAUGCAGAAGGAAUUACUGUCGAAGGUCCGUUAGGUAAAAGCGAAGUUUUUUUACCGAGCGGAUUAGAAGUAGUUAAUAAAGAAAAUAAAAUAUCUACAAAAUCAGAAAAUGUUGCUCUAGCAGGAACUCAUAACUCGUUAAUUUACAAUGCGAUAAAAGGGGUGACAGAAGGAUAUCAAGAGAUUUUAGAAGUAAAAGGAAUUGGUUAUAAAGUGUUCUUGAAAGGCAAUAAGUUAGAGUUUCUGUUGGGGAAAUCUCAUCCGAUUCUUCUAGAUAUUCCGAAAGGUCUCGAGGUGAAGACUGAAGGAAAUAAAAUAAUAAUUAAGGGAAUAAAUAAGCAACAGGUUAGGAAGUUUGCAGUUAGUGAUGUUAAGUCGCUGCGUUUACCGAGCGUGUAUAAGAAGGCAAAAGGAAUUUAUUACGUUGGAGAAGAAAAAACUAUUAAACUUAAGCCCGGAAAAAGUAAUUUAGUAAAAGGUACCGAACAAAGACCACGGGUAGUUUUGAGUGAGUCUAAUCGCUUUUUAAGAGUCCAAGCCAUUGACGAUAGGAUAGGUCAUACACUUUUAUGUUUUUCAACGGCUGAUUUAGUUGAGGAAAAUAAAAAUUUUUCUCGCAAGAAUAAAGAAUAUGCUAAAAAACUAGGAGAAUUAUUUGCAGAUAGAUUAAAGGAGAAAGUUUCAAACAAAGUGGAGGGAAAGGACAAAAAGUUUGAAAGAAGAGGUCAAUAUGUUCGUGUUCGACUUAAAACGGAAAGGUUAGAAACAAAAAGGCCGGUGACUGUAACUAAAGGUGGACGUAGGUUUAGUUUUACCUCAUUAGUUUUAGUCAAGGAUGAAGAAAAAAGAGCAGUUGCUUUUGCUUGUGCUGGCGGUAAAGAAUCGAUUAGUGCUUUUCGUAAGUCCGUCCAGAAAGCUCAAAAAAAAUUACUAACCUAUUUCCCUUCUCCUCCACGGACUAUCCCCCGCGAUGUUAUAAUUAAUUAUAAAGCUACCACAGUUUUUAUGAAAUCAGUUCCGCCAGGUAGUGGUAUUAAGGCGGGUGGAGUGCUUAGUAAGUUAUUUAAAUUCCUAGAAAUAAAGGAUAUAAGUACAAAAAUAAUUGGUUCGCGAAGGAAUAAGUUGAAUAAAAAAAAGCUCCUUGGUCGUGGUGAAGGCUCGGGUAGUGGAAAGACUUGUGGACGAGGACAAAAAGGACAAAAGGCAAGAAAAAGCGGUCAUACUCGUCCGGGAUUUGAAGGCGGCCAAACUCCAGUUUACCGACGUUUUCCUAAGCGCGGGUUUAAAACAAAAAAUAUUCUUAUCAAGUGGGUUAAUUUAGAAGCAUUAGAAAAGGAUGAAAAAAUCAUUACUGGGCAAAUAGUGGAUUUCACCCAAAGUAAAUUUCCCGUAAAAAUAUUAGGGAAAGGAGAACUAACUAAAACUUUGAUAAUUAAAGCGAAUUUCUUUUCCAAGGCUGCUCAAGAAAAGAUUGUUAAGUCGGGAGGAAAACCUCAGGUAAUAGAAAGAUAA
Molecule: messenger RNA, 3222 nt
Organism: Funneliformis geosporum
Lineage: Eukaryota; Fungi; Glomeromycota; Glomeromycetes; Glomerales; Glomeraceae
Source: the annotation of a GenBank genome assembly